Messenger RNA from Cydia pomonella (codling moth), 1463 nucleotides. RefSeq lists its product as uncharacterized. Lineage: Eukaryota; Metazoa; Arthropoda; Insecta; Lepidoptera; Tortricidae. The transcript has 3 exons. The record is from RefSeq and is a predicted model, not a curated record. The coding region runs from base 264 to 1463 and encodes 399 amino acids.
AUGUCUAACAGCUUCAUUCUUUGCGAUUUAUUGUUUACAUGCUGUAGUAGCGCCACCUAGCGUUAGCCUUGCACGGGUUUUUAGAGGGUCUUCUUUUUUUUUUUUUUUUUUUUGUCUUACCCCCACUACUAAACCAACACUCCUGAACGGUCCGGUCGCCGCUCUCGAGUCAUUAUGCGUUUCCGUGCUCAAGCCUUCGCACGUCUCCUGGACUUUAGAAUUUAAAUCGUUAUAAGAACAUUGUAGGCGCCCACGCUUGAAGCAUGCCUAAGAGGAAAUAUAAAACUGAAGACGAAAUUCGUCGCAAGAUUCUAAAGUUACAAGAAAAACUGGCAAGAAGGACUAACGAACAGGAACAUUACUGUUCAUCCGAAGAAAAUUUUAACGAUGUGCCGUAUUCGGAAACACCUUACACUGAGUUGUUACCGUAUUAUUGCCAACCUGAAUGGGACACAUCCGAGGCACAAUCGCCACAGCCGACAGCGCCCUGUCUGUCGACGGCGCACUCAGCUACGUCACGACAGCCGUCACCGCAUUCCGCCGAGGUGGACAACCAGCCGCAGCCAGUCUUACAGUUGUCGCCGCAACCUGUCUCACAGUUACCACCGCAACCUGCCUUGCCGUUGCCACAAAAUCCAGGUACAUCAGGUGAAAAUCAACCAGAUGAUUUGCAACUUGAUGACGAUAUUCUUCAGUUACUAGGCGAUGCCCCAAGGGAAGAAACCCCUAUGGGACCGCCUAUUCAUAAAGAUAUCGCCAGUCGAUGGCAAAAUAUUCUUGCCAAAGGCCUCACAAAGGAACUAAAGGAAAGUCUAACUAAAGAAUAUCUGAUUCCUAAUAAUUGUGACCUUUUGUUGGCCCCGACUCUCAACCCGGAAGUUAGGGUGGCUUUACAUGACCCCCUGGUAAAAAGAGACACGUCACUACUGUACAAGCAAAAACAACUGGGUAUCGCCUUGUCCGCUUUAGCUGCAGUAACUGAGAUGGUCCUUGCAAACGAGACUUCUAAACAAAAACUAUUGAAACCUCUCAGUGAUGCUUGCCGCAUUCUCUGCGACAGCCAUUUUACAGAGACUAGAACCCGCAGGGUCAUAUCGUCUAUUAACGCAAAAUUAAAACAGACUCUGAUCGACUCCAAUAGGGACAAGCUGUUGUUUGGAGAAAAUGUUUCGGAAAAAUUGAAGGCAGCAAAAACUAUUCAGCAGUCUGGCGAAGCAUUAAAGAAUAAUCCCCCUAAACCCAGAUAUAAUCGUCCGAAUAUUCAGUCAACAAUUGCAAAUAGGGGUAAUUUAAACUUCGUGCCCCAACACCGCAAGACGGACACGAAGACCAACAACCGUCGAGCCCCUGCUUACCCGCAGAGGCAAAUGUCGCACAACAACAGUACGCGACGCCACAACGAUCGCGAUCGCGACCGCGCAACGACGACAUCGAGGACAGCGGGAGGACAUCACCGGAAGUAG